Molecule: messenger RNA, 1647 nt
Organism: Cydia fagiglandana
Lineage: Eukaryota; Metazoa; Arthropoda; Insecta; Lepidoptera; Tortricidae
Gene: cce-3
Product: esterase E4-like
Exons: 3
Coding region: 26-1645 (539 amino acids)
Molecular function (GO): hydrolase activity
Source: RefSeq, a predicted model, not a curated record
UACACAAUAAUAUUGAGUGGACAUAAUGAGAAAAAGGACUAUACUAGCACUGUGUUACGUGAAGGCGGUGGUGUGUAUCUUUACCCCAGAGGUCAGGGUCGAGCAGGGGGUGCUGAGGGGACUCCGCAGCAUUUCUGGCCAGCGGAGGUACUAUGGGAUACCUUAUGCUGUCAGUGAGAGAUUUCAGUCUCCGAGAGACCCUCCUCCUUGGCGCGGCACGUUUCUCGCCGUCAACCGCUUCGGCGCGUGCGCACAGAGCGUCUCCUUCCUUACGCUCGGCUCCGAGCACUGCCUCCACCUGGACGUCUACACUCCGGCCACCAGCUCCAAGCUCCCAGUCCUGGUAUUCAUCCACGGAGGGGCCUACUACUACGGCACUAAAGCACACUACGAUCCUGAGUAUCUGGUCACCAAAAAUGUAAUAGCAGUCAUUAUCAACUAUAGAGUCGGAGUAUUAGGCUUCUUAUGCUUAAAUGGAGUCUCCAAUUUAGGCUUGAAAGACCAAGUUGCGGCUCUAAAGUGGAUAAGGAGGAAUAUAGGUGCGUUUGGAGGAGACCCGGACAACGUGACGAUAGCGGGACAGAGUGCAGGCGCUAGUGCUGCUGCUAUGCAUUUACUCUCCAAAUCUAGUGAUGGGUUAUUUCAUAAAGCUAUCUUUAUGAGCGGAACCCCUUUAAGCCCUUGGGCGUUUAACUUGGAGCCUUUAAAACCAGCUUUUGAAGACGCUGGUAAACUCGGUCUAGUCAAAACUGAACGAGACGUAUACAACACUUUUAUGAACGCGACAUUGAAAGAUCUAUUAAAAACCACGCACGAUAGGUCAGUGAGCACCAGAUAUUUCAAAUAUUCUCCAUGUAUAGAUGUCAAUUUUCCAGAGUCUUUCUUUUGGGAUACUCCUUACAAAGUAAUUCAGUCUGAAUCUUUUAGGCCAAUCCCAAUGGUUCUUGGAUACGCAGACGUCGAAGGCAUGUUGUUCUACGGACUAAACAGCGAUCGGGACUUUCAAGAAUGGGACUCAAAAUUCGACCAAAGACUACCAUCAGUGUUUUCCUUGUGUUCUAAACUAGAGAAGAGGAAGAUAGUAAAAAAACUACGCUCAUAUUACUUUGGGGGUAAGAAGAUUAGCAGUAAAAACGUGAAAGGUGUAGUGAACUAUUACUCAGACUGGAUUGCGUAUGCAUCCGUGAAUGCGUUUUCGAAACUGAUGGUGGAUAAGUCAGCGCCUGUGUACAAUUACAUAUUUUCAUACGAAGGCGGCCGGAACUUUGCUAAGGGGCUGAUCGGGUAUAAGGCAGGGUUGCGAGGCGCGUCGCACUCUGACGAUAUCUUCUACAUCUUCAAGCCGGCGGGGCUGGGGCUGCCCGUGUCGUCUGAGGAUAGACUGUUCAUAGAGCGACUGACUACUAUGCUGGCUAACUUUAUGAAGUUUGGCGACCCCACCCCCCACCGGACUCCACUACUCCCAGUACUCUGGCCGCGCGCCAACGCAUCCCUAAGCACGCCCACGUUACGCCUGGAUCGCCAGUCCACCGUGAUAUCCGCCCCAGAGUCACAUCAAGGCCGUCUGCUGUUGAAACUGCUGUGCCGAUACGGUCAGAAAGGGUUCGUGCCAUGUGAAAGUGAAGAACGCUGUGGAAAAGAGUAGGG